UCUUCCCCCGGACAAAAACCACUAAAGUAGAACAUAACGUCAAAACGGGAAAAAGUAAAAAAGAAUUUUAAAAAAUAUAUAUUUUUUCGAAAGUGGUGUGCCUUCCACAAAACUGCACAGUCAAUGGCCGUUCUUCCGCCAUUGAAGUAGUCCCUGUACUUCUCCUCCGUGGAAUUCCCCUAGAGAAUAGAUCUGUAGCAUCAAUGGAGAAGAAGACGACAUCCAUUACCUUGUUUUGUCUUCUACUUGUUUGCCCUUUCCUGUGUUCUUCUGUUGAAGACGAUGUGCUGUGUCUCGAAGGCCUCAAGAACUCGCUCCAAGACCCCUCGGGUCGACUUGGUGGCUGGUCCUUCUCCAACUCGAGCUCCUCGGCGGUUUCGAUUUGCAAGCUCACCGGCGUUUCUUGCUGGAACGAAAAGGAGAAUCGCAUUAUCUCUCUGCAGCUCCAGUCCAUGCAACUCGCGGGUCAGAUUCCCGAGUCGCUCAAGUUCUGUCGCAGUUUGCAGUAUCUGGAUCUCUCCGACAAUGGUCUUUCAGGACCGAUUCCUUCGCAAAUCUGCUCAUGGUUGCCUUAUCUGGUCACUUUGGAUCUGUCCGGCAACAAACUCGGCGGUUCGAUCCCGUCCCAGAUCGUGGAGUGCAAGUUCUUGAACAGCUUGAUUCUUGACGAAAAUAAGCUGUCAGGUUCGAUCCCCAUGGAGCUCAGUCGGUUGGACAGACUCAGGCGUCUUUCUCUCGCCGACAACGAUCUCUCCGGAUCAAUUCCCUCCGAGCUUUCCCAUUUCGGUAAAGACGACUUCAGCGGAAAUGACGGCCUUUGCGGGAAACCCUUGUCGGGAUGCGGCUCGUUGAGCGGUAAAAAUCUUACAAUUAUCAUAGUCGCCGGCAUUAUCGGUGCUGUUGGGUCCUUGGUCGUGGGUUUUGCAAUACUGUGGUGGUUCUUCAUCAGAGACGGUAGCAGGAAUAAGACAGGUUACGGCGUUGGAAAAUCUAAGGAAGAUGGUGACUGGAUCGAUUUACUGAGAUCACACAAGCUCGUUCAGGUAACGUUGUUUCAGAAACCAAUUGUAAAGGUCAAAUUGGCUGAUUUAAUGGCGGCUACGAACAAUUUUAACACGGGAAAUGUAGUUGUUUCCUCGAGAACUGGGGUCUCCUACAAAGCUGUUUUGCCUGAUGGGUCUGCACUUGCAGUCAAGAGGCUUAGCUCUUGUGGGCUCGUUGAGAAGCAGUUCCGGUCGGAGCUGAAUAGGUUAGGUCAGCUCAGGCAUCCGAAUUUGGUGCCGCUUUUAGGUUUUUGUGUUGUGGAAGAUGAGAGAAUGUUGGUUUACAAGCACAUGCCCAAUGGAACAUUGUGUUCUCAGUUGCACGGCGAUGGAUUCUGCAAUGGCGGUCAUCAAGCUGGUGGUGGUUUAGAUUGGCCAACACGGCUUAGGAUCGGAGUUGGUGCAGCUAGAGGGCUAGCUUGGCUGCACCAUGGUUGCCAACCUCCGUAUAUGCAUCAGUACAUUAGUUCCAAUGUAAUUCUGCUUGACGAAGAUUUCGAUGCUCGGAUUACUGAUUAUGGUUUGGCAAGGUUGGUGGCUUCUCGUAACUCAAACGAUAGCUCGUUCAACAAUGGUGAUCUGGGUGAGUUAGGUUACGUGGCUCCUGAGUACUCGAGCACGAUGGUCGCUUCCUUCAAAGGGGACGUGUACGGGUUUGGAAUCGUGCUUCUGGAGUUGGUUACUGGGCAAAAACCUCUCUCUAUCAACAAUGGAGAGGAAGGGUUAGGGUUUAAAGGGAGCUUAGUUGACUGGGUGAGCCAGUAUUUGAGCACUGGUAGAAGCAAAGAAGCUAUUGACAAAAGCAUAUAUGGUAUAGGCUAUGAUGAUGAGAUAAUGCAGUUUUUGAGAGUGGCAUGUAGCUGUGUGGCCUCCAGACCGAAGGAAAGGCCAUCAAUGUGCCAGGUUUACGAAUCUCUGAAGAACAUGGCAGAUAAACAUGGUCUGUCCGAGCAUUACAACGAAUUUCCGCUCAUCUUCAACAAACAAGACCAGGAGUAAAGCAUCUACACUUUUGUACGAAAUGAUCGAAAGGCUUUUCCUUUUUCCUCGUUCUCUGCUCUCAUGGCUGUUGUUCUCACUUUAACCAUGCCCCCUCCCCCCCUGUUUUAAUGGUCUUUGUCAUGUAUCAGUAUAAUUCUUCUGUACAUCCUCUUGGAGUGUUUAGCUCUGAUGGAAAUGAAAAGAAAUCUGCCUAA
Molecule: messenger RNA, 2239 nt
Organism: Tarenaya hassleriana
Lineage: Eukaryota; Viridiplantae; Streptophyta; Magnoliopsida; Brassicales; Cleomaceae
Product: probable inactive receptor kinase At1g27190
Exons: 1
Coding region: 204-2042 (612 amino acids)
Biological process (GO): protein phosphorylation
Molecular function (GO): protein binding; protein kinase activity; ATP binding
Source: RefSeq, a predicted model, not a curated record